AUGUAUCUUUAUCUAUCUAUCUAUCUAUCUAUCUAUUCAGUCAGCCAUUUUUCUUUGAAAUAUCUCUUUUGUCUUCUCUCUCUUCUUAAUGAAUAUAUUGAAUCUCUGGAAGAUGAAGACACUGCUAGGCUUCUUGGAAACAUUUCUAUCUAUCAAUACUUCUCUCUUCUCUGGCUCCAUCUCUCCAUCUUAGUUUCUAUCUAUCAAUACUUCUCUCUUCUCUGGCUCCAUCUCUCCAUCUUAGUUUCUAUCUAUCAAUACUUCUCUCUUCUCUGGCUCCAUCUCUCUAUCUUGCUUUCUAUCUAUAGAUAUCUCUCUCAUCACUUGCUCCAAUAUCUCUAUCUUUGUUUCUAUCUACCAAUACUUCUCUCUUCUCUGGCUCCAUCUCUCCAUCUUAGUUUCUAUCUAUCAAUACUUCUCUCUUCUCUGGCUCCAUCUCUCCAUCUUAGUUUCUAUCUAUCAAUACUUCUCUCUUCUCUGGCUCCAUCUCUCCAUCUUAAUAUCUCUCUCAUCACUUGCUCCAAUAUCUCUAUCUUUGUUUCUAUCUAUCAAUACUUCUCUCUUCUCUGGCUCCAUCUCUCCAUCUUAUUUCUAUCUAUCAAUAAUUCUCUCUUCUCUGGCUCCAUCUUAGUUUCUAUAUAUCAAUACUUCUCUCUUCUCUGGCUCCAUCUCUCUAUCUUGCUUUCUAUCUAUAGAUAUCUCUCUCAUCACUUGCUCCAAUAUCUCUAUCUGUGUUUCUAUCUAUCAAUACUUCUCUCUUCCCUGGGUCCAUCUCUGCAUCUUAGUUUCUAUCUAUCAAUACUUCUCUCUUCUCUGGCUCCAUCUUAG
Acanthosepion pharaonis is the source of this 828-nucleotide messenger RNA. The record is from the annotation of a GenBank genome assembly. NCBI's taxonomy places the organism in Eukaryota, Metazoa, Mollusca, Cephalopoda, Sepiida, Sepiidae.